Penicillium vulpinum is the source of this 1785-nucleotide messenger RNA. Its product is annotated as VOC family protein. The transcript has 2 exons. The record is from RefSeq and is a predicted model, not a curated record. The coding region runs from base 1 to 1785 and encodes 594 amino acids. NCBI's taxonomy places the organism in Eukaryota, Fungi, Ascomycota, Eurotiomycetes, Eurotiales, Aspergillaceae.
AUGCCCGUUUCGCAUAUCACCCUGACUGUCUCCCACCUCCCAACCUCUACCUCUUUCUUCUUAUCAUGCUUACAGCCAUUGGGAUAUCAAUUCAUCGGUCGACAUGACGACUACAUAGGUUUCGGUCAGAAGCAGGGGGAACCUGCUGAUUUCUGGAUGACCGAGACUAAGCCUGGAUCCCCUCCUGGUGCAGUCCAUGUCGCCUUUCCAGCCCCGUCAAAAGACGCAGUCGGCUCGUUCUUCAUAAGCGCCCUAAAAGCCGGCGCGAAGAUCCACGGCGAGCCCAAGAUGCGAGAUUCGCAGUCUGGGUACUUCAGUGCAGCCGUUAUCGACUUCGACGGCAACAGCAUUGAAGCUGUGUACCGGCCCAGCAAUGCCUCGGUUAUAUCCGAGGCAAGUGGGCCGACAAUAGCUCUUCUGGAGGGUGGCUCCAGCCGCUCUGUAGUCUCAAAGGCAAGCAGUAAAGCUAGCACCAUCAAGGCAGAGAGCAUUGCACCCCCACGGUCCGAGGCCAUGUCUGAAACCAGAUCUGUGGCAAGGUCUGAGGCAAGAUCCGAGGCAAGAUCCGAGGCAAGAUCUGAAGCCCGAUCUGAAGCCAAGUCUCGCGCUGUUUCCAAAGCACCCACAACCUUUGAGCGGUCUGCACCAACUGUCGUUUCCCGCGGCCCACCGCCACCAUCAUACACUGUGCAAGUGCCCGCACCGCCAAAGACUGAUGACGGCAGCAAAGCAGCUAAGACCAUUGUCGGCACGCUCAUUGGCGCUGCCGCAGGCGCAGCAAUCGCCUACGCAAUGGUCAAAGGCGAUUCACAAUCAACAACCCAAGAACCCGAACAGCCAACACAGUUCGUGAACAGCUUCCCCCAAAUCAAAGCGGCCGCCCAAUCCUUCUUCGGCGGUGACGACCAACAAUCCCAAUACCGCGCGAUCGAAGCACCCCAACCACCUCGCAGCACCUACACCACGGCCUCAAACCCGCGCUCAACCAUAACACGCAGUGUGACCUCCAAGAAUCCACGCGCCAGCACAAUCUACGAUGGCACCGAAUACAUGCACGAUAACCCACGCCGCGCCUCAGAAGGCAGCAUCUACAGUAUCCCGGAAGACAUCCAGCUACGCGCAAUCGAGUACCCACCCGCAAGCAACGCCUCCCAGCAACGCUACGCCUGCGCCCCCUCAACCUUCAUCAGCAGCUACCAUGACGAUAGGACCCGCGGCGGCGCACCAAGCAGCGUGCAUAGCUCAUCAACUAUCAAAGCAUCGCAGAGCACACACCGCCGGCACAGCCACGAUGACCGCGACGGGUGCGAGUCGAGCGUCUCGCAGCGCUCGCACAAGAGUCAGCAAAGUACGCACUCCCACCGGACUGCAUCAGUGCGCUCUUCCUCGCAUGUCGGCAAGGAUAACGCUAGUGUUGCAUCAUCAUCCCGCUCUGCACGCAAUAUCCCCCUCCCCGCUGGCUCGAACACAACAUACUACUCCAGCCCGAGUAUCCACAGCAAGGAUGCUAGAGAUGGGAACGCGUAUUUGUCUGCGCGGGAUAUCCCGCUGCCGGAGAGUGUUGCGGAUCUGGAUGUUGACUCGCAGGUUUCGCCCGAUGACUCGAUUAGCCAGGUUGGGUCUCGUACUCACCGACAUCGCUCGCAUCGGUCAAGGAGCUCUAAUGAUGAGGAGCAUGUGAGAUCGGCGGAUUCGGGGAGUCAGGUUUCUAAGGCCAGUCAGAGGACUGCGAAGGCUGGGGAGGGGUCGAAGGCUGGGAGUCGACGAGGGAGUCAGGUUGUUUGA